Messenger RNA from Boleophthalmus pectinirostris (great blue-spotted mudskipper), 688 nucleotides. Its product is annotated as integumentary mucin C.1-like. Lineage: Eukaryota; Metazoa; Chordata; Actinopteri; Gobiiformes; Gobiidae. The record is from RefSeq and is a predicted model, not a curated record. The transcript has 3 exons. Bases 8 to 397 code for a protein of 129 amino acids.
CUCCGUAAUGUACGUGAGGUGCACAGUGAACCUCUGCAUCACCACUAUGCCCUCUGCCAAAUGCCCAGACCUGUGCACCACCAGGCUCACCCGCUCUGCCAUGGUCAACAACGUAUUCAGCAGCUCCUACACCAUCACCUCCCCUGCUGUCAGCCUCGUGCACACCCCCGCCCCACCCACCACCCUUAGCACUGCUCCCGUAACCACUACUACUACUACCCCUACCACUACCCCUACCACUACCACUACCACUACUACUACUGCCCCAGCUACUACCACCACUACUACCACCACUACUGCAGCUCCCACAACUUCGCACGCACCAGAAAAAGCUCCAUCUUUGGCUGUGGGCGCAAUAGUGGCUUUUGUAUGUGUCAUUCUUAAGCCCUUCCUCUGAAUAUGUCGUGUGGUGACAAGGAAGAAACUUUCUACAUAACUCUUUGAAUACUUAAAUUUUUAUUCAUUGCUGAAUUACUAAUAUAAAAUGACGCAAUACUUUCUAGUGCUACUGAGUGCCUUUCUCAAAUUGCACAUUUGAAAUCACGGUAUGUAUGAAAAAGAAAUAUUUUAAAUGUUUACUUUUUAUCUGUAAGCUCCUUCUAAACCCUGGUCAGAUGAAGGCAAAUAAAACCAUCUUUACUACUUCAAAGACUAUAUAUUUUCUGAAAAUAAAACUAUAUUAAACAUA